AUGUCCAUAGCCAAAGACGGAACCCAUCGCCGCCUCAAGUCGCGUCACAUCCAACUCAUCGGUAUUGGAGGUACCAUUGGUACUGCUCUCUAUGUUUCCAUCGGCAAUGGUCUUCUCAAUGGCGGUCCUGGUAGUCUGUUUCUGGCGUUCAGUAUCUGGUGCUCGUUCAUUCUUGCGGUCACCAUAAGUACUGCCGAGAUGGUCACCUACCUCCCAAUAUCGUCCCCUUUCAUCAGAUUUGCCAGCCGCUACAUGGAUGAGGCCAUGGGCUUCGCUGCUGGCUGGAACUUCUUUGUCUUCGAGGCCAUCCUGGUCCCUUUUGAGGUCACCGCUUGUAAUGUCGUCAUUCACUACUGGAGUGAUAUCGUGCCAGCUGGUGGCAUCAUUGCUAUUGUCAUUGUGCUCUAUGCUCUGAUCAAUCUCCUCACUGUCGAGUGGUAUGGCGAGACUGAGUUCUGGGCAGCUCUCGGCAAAGUUCUACUGAUCAUUGGAAACCCACUCGGCGACAGAUUUGGCUUCAGAUAUUGGAACAAUCCAGGAGCCUUCGCCCCCCUCUACUAUGGCGGCAACCUUGGAUAUUUCCUUGGGUUCCUUCAGUGUCUUAUCCAGGCUUCCUUCACCAUCGCUGGACCUGAUUAUGUCAGCAUGGCUGCCGGCGAAGCCGAGAAUCCUCGCGUGGUCAUGCCCAAAGCCUUCAAAGCCGUCUUCUAUCGGUUGACCACUUUCUUCAUGCUCGGAUCCCUUUGCGUUGGCAUUCUGGUCCCCUACAACGACAAGGAACUCAUUGCUGCUACUACUGCCGGCGUUCCCGGUGCAGCAGCAUCACCUUAUGUUGUGGCCAUGGAUCGCCUUCGUAUCGGUGUGCUUCCCCACAUUGUCAACGCCAUGGUUCUGGCUAGUGCUUUCUCGGCUGGCAACAGCUACGUCUACUGUGCAUCCCGCUCCCUAUAUGGGCUUGCGCUCGAAGGCAAAGCACCCAAGAUCUUGACACGCACCAAUCGCCGAGGUGUACCAGUGAACUGCACUCUUGUUGUCCUGUGCAUUGCUCUGCUUGCCUUCUUGCAAGUCAGUGCAAAUGCUGCUACUGUGCUCAAAUGGUUCAUCAAUCUGGUCACCGCAUCGCAACUCAUCAAUUACGCCGUCAUGUGCAUGACAUUCAUCUUCUGGAAGCGUGCUUGUGACGCGCAAGGCUUCGAUCGCAACAGUCUUCCCUUCACGGGUUGGGGUCAGCCAUACCUCGCCUGGUACGGCUUCAUUGGUUGUACUGUCAUGGCUUUUGUCGGUGGCUACACCGUAUUCCUACCUGGCAAAUGGGACGUACCCACUUUCAUCUUUAGUUACUUCAUGAUCGGACUAUUUCCUAUCCUGUUCGUUGGAUGGAAGUUGAUCAAGAAGACCAAAUGGACUCGCGCAGUGGAAGUUGACCUCAGAGGCGAGGUGGAAGAGAUUGAAGAGUACCAGGCCAACUUUGUGCCUUCUAAGGCAAACGACUCGUACUUUGAGAAGGUCUUGGACAAGCUCUUCGGCUAA
Aureobasidium subglaciale EXF-2481 is the source of this 1530-nucleotide messenger RNA. RefSeq lists its product as uncharacterized. Gene Ontology annotation, molecular function: amino acid transmembrane transporter activity. The coding region runs from base 1 to 1530 and encodes 509 amino acids. Gene Ontology annotation, cellular component: membrane. The transcript has 8 exons. Gene Ontology annotation, biological process: amino acid transmembrane transport. The record is from RefSeq and is a predicted model, not a curated record. NCBI's taxonomy places the organism in Eukaryota, Fungi, Ascomycota, Dothideomycetes, Dothideales, Saccotheciaceae.